AUGGAAGACUUUCAUACUCCAUAUGUUGUUGCUUACCGGCGUCGUUUGCAAGCGGUGAAGAGACCAUCAAAAUUUUCUACUAUAAGAAAAAGUUUAAAGACUGUGAGCAAAGAGUAUUGUGCUGAGUCAUCUAUAUGCGGUCUCAAACAUCUGGUUGACGUAAACACAUCUUGCUUUGAACGUGCCCUAAUCUGCUCAGUAUCCUUGGUCUGGAUGACAUUUAGACGAUAUUACAGCGCGCCCUUAGUCACCACUCAGAUGCCAGAGGGCGUUUCCGUCAGUAAAAUUAUAUUCCCAGCCGUCGGUAUUUGUACAAACAAUAGAAUAAGCAAACGAGCUGUUUUAGAGCUUUCGAAUAAAUUGUUGCAAAAAUCACGUAAUAAAAAAUACACAGAAAAGGAGAUGUUGUCGCUGCUUAUCGGUCUCGGUUUGUUAUACAAUAACCAGCCGUUGGACGACAAACUGGUCAAACCUAUGGAACUGCAUCGAGCACUCGGCGAUUAUGAUGUUAACGAACUCAUGCGAAAUUUGACACCAAAAUGUGAAGAUUUAUUAUUGAGAUGUGAAUGGAAUACAGUAGCCAUGAAUUGCAGCAAACUCUUCGAUUUUCGCUUGACAAUGAACGGGUACUGUUGUACCUUCAAUUACUUGCGACAAUCUGACGUUACUUUCGAAAGUGCGGACAGCACUACAAGGAGUUUGAAUAUGUAUAAUUACGGAAAUAAAUCUAAUUUCGAUUUCGACGACGGAUUGAAAGUAUUAAUGAAACUCAAUGAAAGUGAUGAUUUUUAUUACAAUAUGCCGUUGCGAGGUGCUCAGUUACAGUUUUCAGACGCUUACGAUUUCCCGGAUGCACCAAGCGGAAGUUUUGCUAUGCAAAUUAUAAGUCCAAAUGUUCAAAUGACGGUGAUGGUUACAGCCAGUUUCACACAGGCAUCUCGUGAUAUCCAACAUGUACCAGUGAAGCUGCGACGUUGUUUGUUCUAUGACGAAUCAUCCUACCUCCCGUUUUACACCCACAGUGACUGUUUGCUCAAAUGUCGCAUGUUGUUCCUUCUGUCUAAAUGUAAAUGUACUCCGUUCAAUAUGCCCAAGAUGAUUAAUAAGAGGACUUGCGAUAUGAGGGAUGUGCCUUGUUUGAAGAUAUACAACGUUCAAUCGAGAACGGUAAGACCAGACGUAUAUCCAAUACCUCCUGAGCUUGAGUUGGAGAUGGUUGGUGGAGGCAUACCUUGUCCAAUGUGCUACCCCAGCUGUUCCAAGACUGCAUACAACUACGACUUCAUCAAUGUUAAAAUAUACCCUGAACAUAUGAACGCUGUUCCAGAGAACGAAACAUUGGAUUGGUUGUAA
This is a messenger RNA of Danaus chrysippus (African queen), 1353 nucleotides long. The record is from the annotation of a GenBank genome assembly. Lineage: Eukaryota; Metazoa; Arthropoda; Insecta; Lepidoptera; Nymphalidae.